CUCGCGCGUGUGUGUAGCUGUCAGUCCGUCAGUCUGGCAUAGCAGUGCGGAUGAGCCGGAUACGCCAACUUCAAGCAAUAAAGCUGACAAAAUUCACACCGACUUCAGACUCGGACACGUUCCGCGCUCGGAAUACUGGCUGCGCCUAAACACAAACACCUUUUCGGGGCAGACAAACGACAAAGAAAGAAAGUGGGAGUGGGAUUUUGCUUGAGACACAUUUGAAGGGUUGUUGGCUUAGCCUGGCUGGGGUGAGUUAGCAUGCUAACGGAGCAGCGCCGCAGUGGAAGUCUGUCCACCUGCUCUUAUUUCCUCAAAUUAGACUGACGCCGCUCAAAUUGCAUUUUAUUCUUCAUUUUCUGAGGUAUCGGUCAGUAUCUGGUUUGUUUUUUCUUUGAGCGAAGUGUAAGAAAAGCUCCCGAGGGGAGACUGGCUUGGCAGGCUAGCUAGUUAGCAAGUAAGGAGGGCUUACUAAUGAAGUCUUAAGGAGCUUUUGCAGUUUACGGACGAGAACUUAAAUAAUACGGCUUUUGCUCCUAACUUUAAUGUUAUAUGUAACAGCAGACUGUUUUAGCACAUUUGGCGAGGUAUUAAUCUGUCUAGCGAGCUAAUAGUUAAGUUGGUACAGCUAGCUGGCUGCGGUUAGCUAACUGAACGUUAUGCCAAAUUAUAUUUUACUUAGAGACAGUUAGGACCCCACUAGCUUGAAUAAAACACUUGUCACUGUGUGAUAGUUAAUUUAUUGUUAUACAACAAACAAUGGCCUCGGCUGGUAACACUGUCUCAUCGUUUGCGAGCAAAACAAAAACGAAGAAGAAACACUUCGUGGCUCAAAAAGUGAAGCUGUUUCGUGCCAGCGACCCUCUCCUCAGUGUUCUCAUGUGGGGAAUAAAUCAUUCGAUAAACGAGUUGAGCCAUGUUCAGAUCCCCAUCAUGCUUAUGCCUGAUGACUUCAAAGCCUACUCGAAGAUUAAGGUGGACAACCACCUUUUCAACAAAGAGAAUAUGCCAAGCCAUUUUAAGUUUAAAGAGUAUUGCCCUCUUGUUUUCCGUAAUCUGAGAGAGAGGUUCAGCAUCGACGACCAGGACUUCCAGAACUCUUUGACCCGCAGCGCGCCCCUCAUCAGUGAAGCUCAGGGUCGUAGUGGUGCUCGCUUCCACACGUCCUACGACAAGAGGUACGUCAUCAAAACCAUAAGCAGCGAGGACGUGGCUGAGAUGCACAACAUCCUCAAAAAGUACCACCAGUAUAUUGUGGAAUGUCAUGGUACCACACUGCUGCCACAGUUUCUAGGCAUGUACCGCCUCACUGUAGACGGAGAUGAGACUUAUAUGAUAGUCACGCGCAACGUUUUCAGUCACCGGUUGUCUGUGUAUAAGAAAUAUGACCUGAAGGGAUCUACUGUUGCCAGAGAGGCAAGUGACAAAGAAAAGGCUAAAGAACUCCCCACAUACAAAGACAAUGAUUUCAUCAACGAUGGACAGAAAAUAUACAUCGAUGAAGAGAGUAAGAAAAUGUUCCUCGAUAAACUACGAAAGGACGUGGAGUUCCUUGCUUUGCUGAAGUUGAUGGACUACAGCCUUCUGGUUGGGAUCCAUGAUGUGGAAAGGGCAGAGCAAGAGGAGGUGGAGAGCGAGGAUAAUGAGGGAGAAGAGGAAGGAGAGAGUGAUGGAGGCAUUAUCGGCACUCCUCCUGACAGCCCCAGUAACACUCUGGACAGCGCUAAACCACUCUCACCGGGAGACUUCGACCCUAGUAUUGACGUCUAUGCCAUCAAAAGCCAUGACAACUCUCCCAGAAAGGAGGUCUAUUUUAUGGCUGUUAUUGACAUUCUGCAGCAUUAUGAUGCCAAGAAAAAGGCCGCUCAUGCAGCCAAGACAGUAAAGCAUGGGGCAGGGGCAGAGAUUUCCACGGUGAACCCAGAGCAGUACUCGAAGAGAUUCUAUGAUUUCAUCACUACCAUUCUGCCCUAGUCCGAGGCAGCCGAGCUCAGUCCACGGGGGAUGAAGAGGGACGCCAGCAGAGGGGUGUUGAACACUCGCUCGCCCGCUCUGCCACAGGGGGGCACCCCUACAGCAGCUACAACCACCAUUCGUUUACAUUUUGAUUUUCAUUUACUCGUCUUUCUGUUUUGUGGGACCAUGAGAGUGAUGGAAAAGGACAACAGUUCAGACUUUUUUUCGGGGGGUGGGGUGGGGAUAGGGCUUUUUACCGCUUUCUUAUGCAUGCCCCUUAAUCUUGUUUGUUCCAUUUGAUAUUUUUCUUGCCUUUUUAAAGCGGAAGAGGACGGAGAGAGGAAAGAGAGCUCAUGUGCUGGUCUGUGGCUCAGUUAGUAGAAUCAGGCCUCUGAAAAGAGAGAGGAAAAAAAAAGAGGCCCGAAACGCAACUUGUAAGCGUUCUCUCACUGAAUCAUUCAUCGAAUCCCUAGCCGAUCUCACUUCACGCAAACCCUCGGCUGCCCCGCUCCGCUUUACUCCACCGGGGGUCAACAGCUCCACGGAGAGGCACCUGAAGCACUUGACAACUCUCCUUACUCGCGCGGUCCUCUUCAUUCUCUGGACAGACUUAACCAGAAACGCUCUUUGAGCCAUUUACAAAAAGGAGGACCCUAACUUGCCUUGUGUGGACAGACAACCGAAUCUGACUGUUUUGCAUGUUCCUUCAGUGUUCUGAGGCAAACGCGUCCGAAACGGUGGCCGAAGGUUCUCGUAGGUAUUUUUAUUUUUUAGUUUAUUUUUUUAGUUUGUUUAAGUUGAGUUUUGUUUUGCAGCAACUUGACAGGAGGGAGAAUGAAGACACUGAGGCAGCAGGAUCAGUGGUUUCUCUUCGGUCAUCAGUGAAUUCUGUUACAUUAGUGAUUCAGUUGCCAUCAGCACCUUAAACUGUUGCACUUUUUAUUAGGAUCACUCGGUCUGUUACAAGCUGCAACGAUAGCACUAUGAGGCACUGUUCAACGCAGCCUUGCCGUUUCACGUGUUCUCACGCAUACGCUUGUUCUCAACAGACAAAAACAUAGUUUACCUCUUGCAUCGUACCAGGACACACCGAUUUGUGUUGUUUCAGUAUUCCACGGAGGUUUGGGGAAGGGGUGCUUUGUUUAAUUUUUUUUUUUUUUUAUUCAUUUUAAAA
This is a messenger RNA of Puntigrus tetrazona (Sumatra barb), 3130 nucleotides long. It is a transcript of the gene pip4k2aa, whose product is annotated as phosphatidylinositol-5-phosphate 4-kinase, type II, alpha a. The transcript is spliced from 10 exons. Gene Ontology annotation, molecular function: phosphatidylinositol kinase activity. Bases 760 to 1974 code for a protein of 404 amino acids. The record is from RefSeq and is a predicted model, not a curated record. Gene Ontology annotation, biological process: phosphatidylinositol metabolic process. Lineage: Eukaryota; Metazoa; Chordata; Actinopteri; Cypriniformes; Cyprinidae.